GUGUAUGGCGAAGCGUGCACGAGCGCGCAUGCACGCCACUCCUGUGCAGGAUUGUCUCAGUGACGCAGCACGACGAUUUGGCCCAGAGCAAUACAGUCUAGUCCAACUUCGGGAUGCUGGAGCAUACGAACUCCGCGAGCGGUACCAUGGUCCCAUUUUUUUUUCUCCGAAUGAUCGUCUGAUGAGGGUGUGUGCGCCCCAUGCGCAAGUCGAGUGACUGGGGGAACUUUCCCGAUUUUCUUCUGGUCCACUGUGCAGAUGUGAAACAGGAUGCAUCUGUGCAGGAGUUACAAGUAUCAAGUAUUCCCCGACCGAAGCUCAGUGGACACGCCGACCAUACGCGGCAUCAGCUGGACUCCACUUCCAGAGGCGCUGGACUCAAAGGACACAAUGAAGCAGUUCCUCUCGGAUCGCGUGGUGAAGGCCGCAAGGUCGGUGUACAGUGUGAUGGUCGUGAGGAACCCCGGCUUGAUCCGAGAUCGAAAGUAUCACCUCAAAACUCACAGACAAUGUUGCUCUGGUAAGGAACUUGUCGACUGGCUGAUGGGACAAAAUGAAGGCCUGCAGUUGAGAAGCCAGGCGGUCGGAAUGUGGCAGGUCCUGGUGGACGAAGGAAUCCUGGUUCACGUGAAACACGAAGCGAACUUUCACGACAAAGACACGCAGUUCUAUCGCUUCCUGGAUUCCGAGUGUGGACUGAACCACCUAACAAAGGACUCGGAGGACGAGCUGCAGGAAAGCCUGUCGUUGCUGUCUCAGCUGGGCCCUGACGCCCUGCUCACGAUGAUCCUACGCAAAUGUCCAAAUCAGAGAAGCGCUGAGGACCUGGAGGUCAUUUUUGAGGAGCUUCUCCAUCUCAAGGCCGCCGCUCAUCUUUCCGCCUCGGUGCGGAGGGAGCUGGCAGCUGUGCUGGUGUUUGAAUCACAUGCUAAGGCCGGUACCGUCUUGUUCAGUCAGGGAGACAAAGGCACUUCCUGGUACAUCAUCUGGAAAGGCUCGGUCAAUGUGAUCACGCACGGGAAGGGUCUGGUGACCACAUUGCACGAGGGCGAGGACUUUGGGCAGCUCGCCUUGCUGAAUGACGCCCCGCGCGCCGCCACAAUAAUCCUGAGGGAGGAUAACUGUCACUUCUUGCGCGUGGACAAGCAUGACUUCAUACGAAUUCUCAAGGAUGUAGAGGCUAACACGGUGCGACUGGAGGAGCAUGGGAAAACUGUGCUGGUGCUGGAAAAAUGUGCUGACCCACCUGAGCAGGGAGGAGCUGGAAACAAGUACACCGUGAUGUCAGGAACGCCAGAAAAGAUCCUGGAACACCUCCUGGAAACGGUCAAAUUGGACUCCAAUGGGAAUGAUGCAAUCGAUUCAUGUGUGAGUGACUUCCUCCUCACCCACAGAGUCUUUAUGCCCUCCAGUCAACUGUGUCCUGCACUGCAGAAUCACUACCAGGCAGAGCUCUCUGAGGGAUCCGAGCAAGACAAGGCUGCCUACGUUCUCAACACGAAGCAGAAGGUGGUGAAGCUGGUUGGCCAAUGGGUCGCGCUGUAUGGUCUGCCGCUGCGAGAAGACCCCAUUGCCAUAACCUUUCUGGAGAAGCUGAAGAAGGACAUUGCAGCUAAUUUUCAUUUGUUUGGCGUGCUGAAAGAUCAAUUCCGGGACAGAAGGAAAACAAAAGCGUUGGAGAAUGGAUACCAUUCAUUGGGCAGGAACAACUCAUUUGACUGGUUUCCUCAGAGUGAGGAGCCUGUUGGACGGAUACAGCCAAUGAGAGCGCAGGAUAAAAUAUUGUACGAGAUUUACACGCCAGACCACCAAGCUCUCACGCUGAUGCUGCCGGUCAACAUGUCCGUCCAGGAAGUGAUGCUGUCAUUGGUCAAACCCGGAGGAGAUCACGUGCUGGUCAAGAUGAACUCAGCAGGAGAAAGAGCGGAGUUGAAAUUGGAUGCCACCGGCGUGUUCACCGCGCUGGGACUCAACGAGAGACUCUUUCUCUGCACCAGAAGCCAAGUCGAAAAACUGAUGCCCAUGAAAGCGCAGCAGGGUCCCGAGCAAGGAAGUGCCAACACAUUUGAGCACACGUGCUCCAAGGACCUCGCCAGUGAACUCACCGACUACGACUGGGAACUCUUCACAGCCAUGCAUGAGGCAGAGCUUGUCCAUUACGUUUUUGGCCGUCAAAAGUUCCCGGGCGCCGUAACGGCCAACCUGGAGCGCUUUGUGCGUCGCUUCAACGAGGUUCAGUACUGGGUGGUGAGCGAGCUCUGCCUCUGUGAAGACCUGGUCAAACGAGCUAUCCUGCUCAAAAAGUUCGUCAAGAUUGCUGCAGUAUUAAAAGAGCAGAAGAAUCUCAAUUCUUUCUUUGCCGUGAUGUUCGGUUUGAGCAACAGCGCCGUGCGUCGGCUUUAUAAGACCUGGGAGAGAAUACCCGGUAAGACAAAAAGAAUCUACUGCGCCUACGAAAGGUUAAUGGAUCCUUCUCGUAACCACCGAGCUUACAGGCUGGCUGUUGCCAAACUCAGCCCCCCUUACAUUCCCUUCAUGCCUCUCAUACUCAAAGACAUGACAUUCAUCCAUGAGGGAAACCCCAAUUUAGUGGACCGACUGGUCAAUUUUGAGAAGAUGCGCAUGAUUGCCAAGACUGUGAAAAUGGUGCGACGUUGCCGGAGCCAGCCUCAUGUGCCUUCAUCGCCACAGCGAGGCCUCGCUGAUAGAAUGUUUCUGGAAGGCCCUGCUACUCGCAUAUCUACAUAUUCAGACCACGCCCUCCCUCUGCGGAAUCCCAGCAACAUCCGACACUACAUUCAGAACCUGAAUGUGAUCGACAGCCAGCGCAAACUAACGCAGCUAUCGAGGACACUCGAAUGCUAGCAGCCAUACCCAACGCAAAACCUCUGCGAACAAAUACUCGGCUCUGGUUGGAGCAAUGACGACGAUCUCUUGAGGUGCUGCUAGGCUGGUUGUCGUGGAGACCAAAUCAAGGAAGAGAAAACAACUUCAUGCUGAACCAGAAUCAAACUGAACGGCCUUCCCACACACCGCCGUGUUUGUAUUAUUUAUCGUAUAUUCUGUCGCGUCACGUACAG
Molecule: messenger RNA, 3080 nt
Organism: Hippocampus comes (tiger tail seahorse)
Lineage: Eukaryota; Metazoa; Chordata; Actinopteri; Syngnathiformes; Syngnathidae
Gene: rapgef3
Product: Rap guanine nucleotide exchange factor (GEF) 3
Exons: 27
Coding region: 271-2865 (864 amino acids)
Biological process (GO): Ras protein signal transduction
Cellular component (GO): plasma membrane
Molecular function (GO): guanyl-nucleotide exchange factor activity
Source: RefSeq, a predicted model, not a curated record